Messenger RNA from Eleginops maclovinus (Patagonian blennie), 4434 nucleotides. It is a transcript of the gene spina, whose product is annotated as spindlin-W. Bases 315 to 1094 code for a protein of 259 amino acids. Gene Ontology annotation, biological process: gamete generation. The transcript is spliced from 9 exons. The record is from RefSeq and is a predicted model, not a curated record. Lineage: Eukaryota; Metazoa; Chordata; Actinopteri; Perciformes; Eleginopidae.
UCUGUGGCGAUAUGGCUGUGUCGUCUCCGCUGUUUCCUGAAGUCAAACGGGCUCUGUGGACAGACAGCAGGACAGAACCUGCCGCAGUGUGCUGCUGAGACCUCCAUUUUUUAAAAUAAGAACGGGGCUUGAUGGGCGACAGGAGUCUACCAUGGACUGCUCACAUGUGUACUCAGAUACACGUCCUGAAUCCUGAAAAUCCAGAAAACUGCUGAACAUCCCAUCAUCCUGGAGCCUGGAGACGGUGUGAGCUGGACAGGUGUGUGUUGUAUCUGUGUGUCGGGGCAGCCUGGCUGCCUGCUGCCUUUUGAUGAAUGAAGAGCUCUCCGGGACACAGAGGCACAGCUGAUGCAGGGCAUGCAGGUGUUUCUGAUAAUAUGAUGAAGAAAAAGAAUCCCCAUAAGAAACACAAGAGCAGUUUGAGUCCCAACUCCAAGGUUCUAAUGCAGCCGCAGCGGAACAUCGUGGGCUGCAGGAUCCAGCACGUGUGGAAGGAAGGAGGGGGGGGGCAUGCGGUGUGGAAAGGAACUGUUCUGGACCAGGUGCCAGUGAACCCGUCGCUCUUCCUGAUAAAGUACGAUGGUUUCGACUGUGUUUAUGGUCUGGAGCUCCAUAAAGACGAGAGGGUUCAGGGACUGGAGGUGCUCCCCGACAGACUGGCUAAGCCCCGUGUAGCAGACGUCAGCCUGGCGGACACCAUGAUAGGGAAAGCUGUGGAGCACAUGUUUGAGACUGAGGAGGGCCCAAAGGAGGAGUGGAGGGGGAUGGUGCUGGCCAAGGCCCCCAUCAUAACUACCUGGUUCUACAUCACCUACGAGAAGGACCCGGUCCUCUACAUGUACCAGCUGCUGGAGGACUACAAAGAGGGAGACCUCCGCAUCAUGCCCGACUCCAACGACAGCGUCCCGUCAGAGAGGGAGCCCGGGGAGGUGGUGGACAGUCUGGUGGGGAAACAGGUGGAGUACGCCAAGGAGGACGGCGGCAAACGGACAGGCAUGGUCAUCCACCAGGUGGAGGCCAAGCCCUCUGUCUACUUCAUCAAGUUCGACGACGACUUCCUUAUUUACGUUUACGACCUGGUCAAAACUUCGUAGAACUUUGCAGGCAUCUUGUGCGCCGCCCCACCUUACUAACAGAAAGCAGCACAUGAUGAUGAUCCUCAGAGCAGCAGAGACAAAAAGAGAUGUGGUGGAUAGUUUCUGAGGAUUGGCUUGUUUCCGGAAGCUUUAAAUGGAAUGAAACAAACACCUGGGACCUUUACCCAUGACCCUCCCAGACCCCUAACAUAUAGCUAGACAAAGUCCUUAAUACAUUUCUGAAAAUGUUGACUAAUAAUUCUGUUCUCCAGAAAACAUUUCAAAAGCCUUCAGCAUUCUGUGGCAGCGAGACACGAUUAUAUUUACAAAAAGUAUCUGACCCCCUAAAUCCCCUUUUGACCUCCAAGACCUCCUCACACCUGAAGGAAGUACAUGUCAUUGAAUUGUGGUCAUAUCCAUCUCUUCUGUUCUAAAGAAGGAAAUGUAGACGAGCUGCUGGCAGCAUGGACUCAGGACUGAAGGUCUACAAGAUAUGUUGAAAUGUGUCCUACAACAGGUAUGACACCCGGCCACAGAGAGGUAAACGGACCGGACACUGAGAAGUAAGAAGUUAAGUCUGGAGCGGGCUGGUGAAAAAGGCUUCAAAAUGAGACCUGAGGGAGAAUUCUCAGAAAACAAAACUUAGCAAAUGCAAUCAUGAUGUAAAUAAGCUGGUGUUUGAUUCUGGAAGUCUCCGAACAGCACUACUUUGUGUUGAGUAAGCACUGUCCUCUGUCUCAUUCAGGACUGGCAUCGCAACUGGAAGCCCAUUCCUGCCCCAAAAAGAAAAAGAUUAGGAUGAAAGUUAGAAAAGAAGAAAGCCAAAGCAGUUAUCAGAUGAAAAUGAUGGCUUGAUUAACGCAACAAUGAGACAGUCAUUAUGUCCUUAUUUCUUAACCUUUUUUCAAUGUUCACUUUGAAUAUGUCUUGAUCUCCUUAUUUUAGCUUAAUAUUAACACACAUUUAAGUUGGUGGGCUUAAAACCUUUUAUUGAUUUUAAAAUAAAUUAUAAUUCAAAACUAAAAUAUGAUGUCAUAAAUCAGAUUUAUCAAGCUGUUAUUGUUUAUCAUUUCUGACAUGUCAUCUAUUUAUUCUUGGCUGAAAUGGGAUUCCAUAUGACUCAGCUCCAUACGACAGGAAACAGCACACACUGAUGUAAUGUGAUCUGAGCUUCAGCACAGCACCACGCUGCAUUCAGGGCCCUUUGUCUGGUUUCUAUAUAAGUCUUUGGAUUGGCUCUUGUCUGUUCAGUGAAAUGAAAGCCCUCCCUGUCCAUGUUUUAAUGUUAAAUAACAGAUGGACAAACACCUGGAUUUAUUUGGUUCUUCCUUUUCGAUCUUCUUGAUCUCUGAACACAGACUUGUUAAAGGAAACAUGGUUUGAUGCAGUUACAUCUUGGGAGAUAAUAAUAAUCCAUGGACAGCUCAUGAUGAUGUCACACUCAAACUGUCUCCAGAAGAUUAGCAGUUCCAAUCUAUGGACACAGUGAAGUGUUCUGUCUCGGAGGCAUCAGUGGUUCAAUCCACUUUAAAGCAUCAAACACAGAGCAGAUGGUGGUGUGUAUGGUGGUGUGUAUGAAGUGACUUUUCCUUUUAUACAAAUGUACAUUUUAUUUUAUUUGGAUAUCCUUGAACCUGAAGGUUUUUCAUACAGCGUGUAAAGAUGUAAAAGGCUUGUAUUUGUUCUUGAAUGUUGAAUUUGAAGGUAAGAAGAAUGAAUCCCAAAUAAAUAAUGCAUUUUUGGAUGAAAAUAAGAAUUCUGGGAGGCCUUCAUGAAAACAGAUGAGUAGUGAAAAUAAUGUCAGUUUGAGACUUAAGGAUCAUUUUUCAUUACAACAGAGCUACCAGAUUAAUCAGAAUUAUGAACACAUUUUGCAGAGCAGCAGGAGGGCAGCCCACUGACCUGGUUCUUUGGUUUUGUAUGUUUUAAUGUAUGUAUGGAAACCCUGACAUGGUGUGCUUUGUCUUCGUUUGGUCAUGCCAUGAUAUUAGUUAAGUGUCCUGGUGACAGGAGCAUGUUAAUACACACACACACACACACACACACACACACACACACACACACACACACACACACACACCCCCUAUGGUAUUGUGUUAAGUGUAAUUUUCUGUAUGGAGAAUAAAUAUAAGAGGCAAGCUAAACGGACACCAGUAAAUGGAAAAGGAAUGGACGGAGUUUAGAUGGAGACUUUGUAUCUGACUUUUAUCCACCUGGCAAGUUAAGUGUGCGUCAAUCACGACCAGAUAGCGAAUCCUCAGUGGCUCUACAACACUCAUUCAAAAACCAAAGUGUUUUUUAUUACCUUUCCUUCUUGUCUCCCUUCUUCAUUAUGAAGCCGCACACCUCGGCUCAUGCCCGAUGUUGGUCAGGAAGUCUUCGAUGGUAUGUGAAGGACUAGGUAUUUCAGUUUGAUUCUUCAAAACAAAGCGAGCAGCUCAUGAUGUCCCUGACAGGAAACGCUCACCUUGCCGUUAAGGCAGUUGCGCAGCCUCAUCAGAGGUCAUCUGGUUCCCUCAGACAGCUUGCCCAGAAUCUUCACUCUGACCUGAGGAACAAAUCGGAGACCUUCAUCACCAAGACCCAACUCUCACCAGCCCCACAGAGCGUUUCAAACAAUGACAUCAAGUGCUCCUUCACUCUGGACUGAGAUGCUGUGAUCUCAGCUCAUGGCCUUUCCUUCCUGCCAGUAAAUUGUGUAAUUUCCACUUUGAUCUUUAAUAUUUAUAUUCAUGCUUUUUAUUAAUAUUAAGCUAGCUUUGGCUCUUGCUGUAACAAUGUAACUGUCCCCUCUGUGGGGGAACCAAGGUAUUCUGAUUCUCCAGCUGAACAGUGAGAGGACACUCCAGUCCUUGAAUACCCCAAGAAGCAUAAAUACAGCUUGAUAAAUCUAAGCUGCUCAAAAAGGUCCAGAGCCUCAAAUGAAAGCUCAUGCAAUGAACAUUUCUUCUGAAAAGAAUACUGUGCAGACUGUUCACUUGUUGUAGCGCUGACACACACUAAAUAACCACCUUUUAGAAAUGUUUCUUCAGAUUGUUAUUGUUCAGUUAUGUUGGUGUGGAGAACACACACGAUGUGUUCUAAGCCUCUGCUACAACUGUAGUUCUUUCCUCCCUUGGUGGGUCAUUGGCACACCUUUCUGCUGCUCCUUUAUUCCCAGCUGUUUUACACCAUGAGGUUGUAAAAUGCUGAAGGUUCCUGUUUUAAAGUGGACUGAUUACAGUUAUAGGUUUUACUGGUUGACUAUAUUCAACUUGGGAGAUUCAAAGUGUUUCUCAUUUGAAUACACUACUGCUUUAAAGAAUCUGAAUGUAUGACUAGAUUGAUAAUUUGUUCAAUAAAAAAAAAUAUAAACUCU